Oncorhynchus tshawytscha (Chinook salmon) is the source of this 1905-nucleotide messenger RNA. Its product is annotated as zinc finger protein 239-like. Gene Ontology annotation, molecular function: RNA polymerase II cis-regulatory region sequence-specific DNA binding; DNA-binding transcription factor activity. Bases 118 to 969 code for a protein of 283 amino acids. Gene Ontology annotation, biological process: regulation of transcription by RNA polymerase II. The record is from RefSeq and is a predicted model, not a curated record. Lineage: Eukaryota; Metazoa; Chordata; Actinopteri; Salmoniformes; Salmonidae. The transcript has 2 exons.
GUGAAAGAAGAGGAAGACUCGUUCAGAGUGAAAGAGGAAGAAGAUGUUACAGUAAAAGAAGAGGAGGAAGAGAAAGAGGAGGAUGCAGUUUUUGGAGUGAAAGAGGAGGAGGGGGAGAUGACUGUUACAUCGAAAAACGAGGAGGAGGAAAAUGGAUAUCUGGGCCCGGUUUCCCAAAGUCAUCUUAAGGCAUCCAAUGGUUCUAAUGAUGAACUUAACCGUGAAAUGGUUUUGAGAAACCGUGCCCUGAUUAACACUAGAGAGAGACAUGACAAACGUGGAUCCUCUGGGGAGCCUCAACAACAUCAUGAAGCUGACGAGGCAGAGAAGAGUCUCUCCACAUCAGAACACCUCAAGAAACACCAGCGGAAACCCACAGGGAAGAAAUCUCACCGCUGCUCUGUCUGUGGGAAGAGUUACUCAAGAUCAGAUUCACUGAAGGCACACCAGAGAAUUCACACAGGGAAGAAGUCUCACCACUGCUCUGACUGUGGGAAGACUUACUCAAGAUCAGAUUCACUAAAAGUACACCAGAAAAAACACAUUGGAGAGAAACCUCACUGCUGCUCUAAUUGUGGGAAGAGUUGCACCUCUUUAGCAACCCUAAAAAUACAUCAGAGAAUCCAUAGAAGAGAAAAACCUUAUAGUUGCUCUGAUUGUGGGAAGUGUUUUGUUUUGUCAGGACAUCUAAAAUCACACCAGAGAACCCACACAGGACAGAAACCUUAUAGCUGUCAUCUAUGUGGGAGGAGUUUUAGGCACUUAAGCAGCCUGAUAGUACACCAGAGAAUACACACAGGAGAGAAACCUUACCAAUGCUCUGACUGCGGAAAUAGUUUUGUUUCGUCAGGACUUUUAAAAUCACACCAGAGAACACAUACAGGAGAGAAACCUCAUAGCUGUGAUCAAUGUGACAAGAGAUACUCUGAUAAAAGAUCUCUGAUUAAACAUCAGAAAAUACAUACAUGAAGGAGUUGUUCAAUGUGAGAAGAGUUUUAUUGAAUCUAGAGAGCUGACUUUGCACCAGAGAAUACGUUAUAUCAAUGAAAAACAUGUCACAAUGGAAUAGGAGUAGGGUAAUGAAACCCUAAAUGUUUGCCCUGUUCUAUUGAUUUCAGCUAUGGAUUGAAAUGAAAGAUGAACUAUUUAUGUGAUUAACCAAAAAGUGACUGACAAAAAGUGUUGCGUUAUGAAAAGAAAAUUACAUUGUAGUUAAACAUAUUUAGUUUUUUUUCAAUGACUUGAAAAACAUCUUAAUUUCAACGUACUUGCAGCCUAUACACAUGGAUGCAGUAUAAUAAAUGGGUCUAUAAUCAAUUUUUAUUAACAAUCUUACAUCACUCCAGUAUUUCUUGACAACAUUCAAAUGCUAAUUGUCUUUAUUCCACUACUGAAGAAGCAUGACUCAAAUCACCUCAUAUUUCAAACAUUCAGCCUGACAAAAUAUACAUGUUUUAUUAUUCCAUGCCUCACCAUUAAGUGAAGUAUUGCCAAGACAUAUUAACAAAGGGGUGAACAUUUGGUUUUGAUAUUUCGUAAUAUUAGCAUUUUUGUAACACUUAGUUGCGUAAAUAAUUAUGAUUAAUAACUGAGUUUUUAUUGGUACAAUUAUAUUGUUUACUAACAUUGUAGUAAAACUAGCUUAUAUUUCUUAUAUUUCUGGUUGGGUAUUACAUCCUAUUCUAACUAUUUUAAUUAACUAUUUUAAUUCAUUAGUCUUUUCAGUUUUAUUGUUAUUCUUUAUUUAUCCUUAUGAUUGUUGUGUAGUAAAUAUUACAGUUAUUGUUCAUUAGUCUUUCAGUUUUUAUUGUCAUUUUUUUUCCUGUUUGUUGUGUUGGAAAUAUUUAUAUUUUUAUUGUCAUUGUUUUUAUUCAUUGUUUUUUCCUCUGAAGACUAUUGUGUUGU